AUGGCCAUCUCCGCGGCAAGGGGGGAGGAUCUCCCAGCUGCAGCUCGCAGAACGUGGGGAGCCUCACGCUGCAUGCACACCUCUCCAGACGGGGUAGUUGAGGCUCCAAGAACAAGCCCUGCAGCCUGCAGCGGCGGGGAGGCUUUGUUGCAAAGCCUUUCUUCCCUAGAGUUGCGAGAAAUGUCUCGAGCCUUACGACAGACGGCAAUCGCGUUCGCUGCCUCCUCUGCGCGCGUCGAACGACACUCUAAGGAAUUCCUGUGUUUGUGUAGCCUUGCUGCUGCUGCCGCUGCCUCCUCCAAGCGUGACACAGCGCCCCCUCGUUCAGAAUCAGCAGCCAUCAAGACACCUGCAGAUCCCCUUGAAGCAGCAGCGGCACCUUGUAGGAGCAGCUCCUCUGCCACUGCUGCAGCGGCCUGCCUCUUCUCGCAUCUCCGGAAACACCUGCAGCAACAGCAGCAGCUGCAGCAGCAGCAGCUGCAGCAGCAGCAGGUGCUGCAGCUGCACGAAGGGGGCCCCCGGGCUGCUGCUCUUGCAUGCAACGCCUUAGCGAGGAUUGCGCAGCGUGCCGCUCCGCGAGACGCAGCUGCUGCUUCCCACGCCACCACCAUGCGGCUGACCAUGACCGAGUGCGUUCUUGCCCUCUCGAGAAGCAGAGGGGCCCCUUGGGGGGGGGCCCCUCUCAGCCAGAUGAACGAGCAGGACCUAUCCCUUCUGGCGAACGCUGCCGCUGUAGCAGCAGACUGCUCAGACGCCGCUGCCGCUGCCGCAGCAGCCCACCUUCUUCGGCCGCUGCUCGCAGACAUCGUCAGCGUCUGCUGCAGCUGCAGCCCUGUCAGUCGCGCAGAGGAAAUCGGCGAGAAGGAGGCGCUCGAACGCCAGCAGCAGCAGCCCCCCCCCAUGCUGCAGUCCAUGACGCCUCAGGGCCUGAGUCUGCUGCUCGCUGCGCUGCAGCGGCUGCAGCUGCCUCUCCAGUCGCUCCACGCCAGAUGGCUUGCUGAGAGAGCUGUUCAGAUGCUUCGUGCUACGCAGACGCAGGGCACUGUUGCUGUGCCUGCACCUCCCAAGGUGGCUGGUGCGAAGGCGGGCUCUCGAGAAAGCGCUGACGCCUCACGCGGCGACGUCGGAGACAGAUGCACAGCCCAGCAGACCACGCUGCUGCUGCAUGCGCUUCACCAGCAUCCCUCAUUUCCUCAGCCUCUUGUAGCUGCAGCAACUGCCGCAGCAGCGGCGCUCCUGCGGCAACACGCAGCGGCAUUCAGUGUUCAAGGGCUCCUUUUGUGUCUUCGCGCGCUUUCUCGCGGAAGGCGCAUUGAUUCCGACACCUUCGAGGCUCUGCCUCGCCACGUGGUGCAGUGCUGCUUUUCCGCUGCUGUGGGGGCUUCAGCUCCUGCGUCGUGGCAUGGCGCUCUCCUGCUGCAUGCAGUACAGCAGCUCCCCUGCCCGGCGUCUGAGUCUCGCGAGCAGCCGCGGAGGCCGCUUGGCGGUCAGAACUGCGUGUGGACGCUGCUACAGCCGCUGCUUCGGCAGCAACACUGGAGCUCCCCGUUCGGCGUAGCUGCGUAUUCCCCCGAGUCGGAAGCCUUGAAAGAGCUCACGCUGCGGCAGCUGUCGCAGCAGCAGCUGCCCGCUGCCGCCUUGCUGCAGGUAUACGCAGUGCUCCUCCACGUGGCACUUGAGCUGCCCGGCGGCCUCCCAGCUUUGCCUUUAGGGCUUCUGCGAGCCGCCGUUGUGCUGCUGCAGCUCGCAGAUGCGGCGCUGCACAAACUGCUUUGGGGGCAGCAGGUGCAGCACCAGAUGCAGCAGCAAGCGCAGGCUCUGGACGCGGCUGCCGAGGACGCGUUGGUGCAGGAGACACUGCAAGAGCUCCCUCAAGGCGAGGGUGUCUCGAGCUCGCUUCUGCACAGCGCAGUUCUCCGCUGUCUUGAACAGCUGCAGAAGCAGCAGGACUGGGCAGUCGCCUCAGAGACGCCAGCAGGGCCCUACGUGCUGGAUAUCCUGCUGUUUCACGUGUCGAGCAUUCCAGGAGGAGCCUUUGCCCCUGCAGCAGCAGCAGCGGAGCCGACUAGAGUGGCCAAAACACCCUACAGUGCAUGUGAAAAGGACGCGCACCAAACGCACAACGCGCUUCACACCAAUCGGAAGCCCCUGGCUGCACGUGCGUAG
This is a messenger RNA of Cyclospora cayetanensis, 2166 nucleotides long. RefSeq lists its product as uncharacterized. Lineage: Eukaryota; Apicomplexa; Conoidasida; Eucoccidiorida; Eimeriidae. Bases 1 to 2166 code for a protein of 721 amino acids. The transcript is spliced from 2 exons. The record is from RefSeq and is a predicted model, not a curated record.